Cyanistes caeruleus (blue tit) is the source of this 3925-nucleotide messenger RNA. RefSeq names its product cadherin related family member 5 (gene CDHR5). Gene Ontology annotation, cellular component: adherens junction; catenin complex; membrane. The record is from RefSeq and is a predicted model, not a curated record. Lineage: Eukaryota; Metazoa; Chordata; Aves; Passeriformes; Paridae. Gene Ontology annotation, biological process: homophilic cell-cell adhesion; adherens junction organization; cell migration. Gene Ontology annotation, molecular function: cadherin binding; calcium ion binding; beta-catenin binding.
UGCCAUAAAGUGGUGAACACAGACAAGGGCACAGGGCGGAACAGGGAGAAGAUCAGCUUAGCUGGCAAAAGGGAUUCUUCAGCAACUGGCAGCUCACCAUGGCUAUUCCUCACUGGCUCCUCAUGUCUGCCCUCUUUCUGCUGCCCCUCCUGGCACAGGUUUUGGCACAGGAACCAGGAUGUUCUGUCAAUAACAACAAACCAAGUGUUCCUGAAAAUAAAUGUCCUUAUGUGGUGACUACUGUCAACGUGCGGCCAGGUUUCACCCUAACAAUUGACCCCAAUUUCCCCGAUGGCCAAUUCUUCACCAUUGAGGGCUCGGAGCUGCAGCUGACGAAGUGUGUGGACUAUGAGGAAGACCCUGUGCUGCUGCUGUACUUGAUCUGCAAGGACCCUGCUGGCCAGACUGAUUCCUUGGAAAUCCUAGUCACCAUUCUGAACGAGAAUGACAACAGCCCCGUGUUUGCACAGCCAAACAUCACCAGGGAUGUCCCAGAGGAUACAAAAGUAGACACAGCCAUUGUAGCCCGUGAAGAAUUAAGUGCUACUGAUGCUGACCUGGACACCAUCUACUAUGAACUCACUACCACAGUGCAGGACACAGAUGGUUAUUUUGCCAUAAGAGGAGUUAAUAACCCAGAAAUUUAUUUACAAAAAACAUUGGACUAUGACAAAUUUAAUUCGACAACGUUGCUCUUGUAUGCCAGGGACAGGCCUGUGAGCAGCCCCGAGCCCAGCAACAAUGCCACUGCAACAAUAACCAUCACCAUCCAGCAGAGUGACACCCGGGCACCCUGGUUCCUGCCCUGCACCCGGAUCCACACUGACGCCAGCGUCUGCAUCAGCAGCCCCUACUCUGGCAGGGUCAACAUCUCCGAGAUGUCGACAGAGCCACUCCUCCUGGAGCCAGGGCCCAUCUAUGCUAUAGACCCUGACUACACCAUCAGUGACAGGAUCGUGUACAGCAUUGUUGGGGGGAAUACAGACAACGUGUUCUCAGUGGAUGCAGACACAGGGAAUCUAACCAUGAACAAAAUAGUGACUUCCCCAGAUUCCUUUUUGUUGCAAGUUAUGGCUGCCCAGGCCAGCAACAUAAGGAAAUACUCUGUAGCCACUGUAGAGAUCAAGGUCAUCAAUAAAAGCAAUUUUCCACCCUACUUUGAGAAGGGGGUCUACAACGGGAUGGUGUUUGCUGGGCUGCCCCAGAGAAGCUUUGUCUACCAAGCUGGAGAUCCUUCCACCCCCCUGGUGAUAACAGCAAUGGAUCAGGAUUUCCCUGAUAAAGUCAACCCCAACAUUGAGUAUUUCCUCAAAAACAGCACCGAUUUCAUCGCAACCAGGGAUGGGCUCAUCCUGACCAACACAGUGCUGGAGUCCCCAGGAACUGUGACCAUCCAGGCUGUUGGAAAAGAUGUGUUGAGCCUGCAGGAGGCAAGCACCAUAAUUGUGGUGGAGGUCGUCCUUGCCACAGCUGUAACCCCCUCUGACAAGAUGUACUCUGCUCAGGACAUGGCUAUCUUAGGGGGCAUAUUAGCAGCACUGCUGUUAAUUGCCUUAGUCUUCCUUGGAGUGCUGGUGUGGAAAUCCAGUAGAUGGUAUGGGAAACCUGUCAAAUACCUGAUGAAGAAAAAGCUCUCCACGGAAAUCUCUGGAGGUCACCAGAACGAAUAUUACCAGGAAGAUGAGCAGCCUUAUGUGAACACCAAGCAGCAUGAGCCAUCAGAAACCAGCAGUGUCCAGGCAGAGCCUCCUGUGCCAGAGCAGCCAGCACUUGCUUUGUACUCCUCUGGUGCAGAGGAAACAGAGAGUCUCCCAAAGGACUCCAUAGCUUCCACUGUCAUCUUUAACCAGGAAGAGAAAGAGGAAGAAAAGGAAGAAGAGGCUGAACAGGAGAAAGAAGUGAAGUCAAUCCUCAAAACAGACAGGAACUUGGCAGAUGAUGGCUACAAAGCUGUGUGGUUUAAGACUGAUGUGGACCCCGAGGCUGGAGAGAGGGUUGAAGUGAUUGAGGACAAUGCAGCAGAUGAUGAUGAUGAUGAUGAUGACAGUGACCAAGAUCUGCAGAAGAAUGAGGAGGAGGAGGAGGAGGAGGGAGAAAGUUCUGACACAGACAAUCACCACCGAGGGCUGGAAGAGCCCUUUGCCUCAGAGAGCUCAUCACCCCCAGCAGCAGAGGUGACAGCCAACAUGUCUCACACAGGUGCAGGGACAGCUGACUCUAAGUUAUAAUGGAAAUUGGGUACAUACCCCCAGAAAUGGGGCAACCUCAGUUUCUUUGCUGACAUGAAGCCCAUUUUUCUGCUCAGGGGGAAAACUGGAAUGCAGAAGGGUGAGGUUAUCUGUCCUGCUUGUCUGAAUGCAGCAAAUAAGGCCAGAAGAGAUUACAGCUAAUUUAACCCUUUGGUGAGAUCUUAGAAUAUGAUUUAGGAUUUUCAGGAUGAAGCAUUUAAUCUUUCCACCUUCCUGCCUGUUCCCCCUGGGUCCCUUGACAUCACCUUUCCCAAACUGGCUGCAGGUACAGCAGAGCUGUAGCUGACCUGGCCUGCAGCAGCAAGCCCAGCUCACAGGAGCAGUUGUGUGUGGGCUCUGCUCUGUUCUCCCAGCAGAAGCAGCUGCAAUGUGCCACCAGGCCCUUGUCCUGCCAGCCUUGUCCUGCCUGAGGCUCCAUGCUCAGGACCUGCUGUUUCCUUUGUCACUGGUAAACAAGGACUGAACACAUGUUCUUUACUGAAGGACUUUGUCAUCCAUUUUCUACGUCAUAAACCCACUAAUUGUGCGCUACUUUAGCUGUUUAUCUGCUGUCUGUCUGGUAAAAGAGCUCCUGAGAUAUUGUCUUAAAGUGCCAAGUCUACUCUAUUUCCAGGUAGCAGAGGGAAGGAAAUAUUUGAUGCUCUUGUCUUGGUUUGCACCUCCCAUCAACCAAUCGCUUCUCUCAGCUGGCAGCCAAAAGCUGGGCUGGUUUCCACCAGCUGAGGUCAUGGCUGUGUGCAUUUGCAUCUUCUGAUCAUCAGCACAAGAUCUGUGCUGCUCCUGGAGAAGGAAACCAAAGAGUGACUGCUGGGAUCUGCAGGAACAUCAGAGCACAUGUGAUUCCCAGGGAGGCUUUUAUCCUCUCGGGCCAUACAUGUCCCAGUGCUCCCAUGCUCAGUCCUGCUCUCCUGUCUCUGAGGAAUGCUGCCCUCCUGGACUUCAGGAGCUGUGUUUGUGCUGAAAAUCAAGCCCAGGACCUGGGAAGCUUUCCUACUUCCUGCAGCAAAGCCAUCUGCCUGGGAAUUGCAGUGUGGAAAUGGAGGGUGGGGAGUGCACCCAGUGUUUCCCACAUGAAGAGUCCCUCCAUCAGCUUUGGGAUAUCUCCAGGAAGCAUUUCCUACAGGACUGUGAGAACUCUCUGGCAGCUGCUCACUGAUCUGCCACCAGCAAGGCUGAGGGUCUAGCCUGCCUGCCCCCUGUGCUGGUGCUGCUCCUGGGAGGGCUGCUGAUGGGGGGAGAAGCUGGAGUGCUUCUCUGCUCCAUUUCCUUGGUGGCUGUGCCAUGUGUGGUCAGUGCUCUGCUGUCUGUCUGCCUUCCCCCUGCUGCUGUGUACUCUGGAUUUCUGCUGGCACACUGAUUUAUGAGCUCCCUGCGACUGCAAUCUGUGUUCAGCUCUUGGUGCUUUCCCUCCCCUCACCAGUGUGCUUCCCAUGCUCCUGGAAUGGGACUGGUCCCAUCAAAACAGUCUUUGUUGUCUCCCAGGUCCCAUCAGUGCAUACAGCCGUGGGGUUUGGAGUUUUUCAGGGUUAUGGGUGUUUAAUUUCAGAGGUGAUGUUUGGUAAAUAUUGUGUCUGUGGAAGUGGUGGUGGCUGUUGUGAGGAGAAGCACAACAACACAAUAAUAAAACUUGGCAGCAGGCAGAGCUCAAAUUCCAGCUAUGCCUGUUAAAACCUCCA